Molecule: messenger RNA, 5764 nt
Organism: Nerophis lumbriciformis (worm pipefish)
Lineage: Eukaryota; Metazoa; Chordata; Actinopteri; Syngnathiformes; Syngnathidae
Source: RefSeq, a predicted model, not a curated record
GUGUCUCUCAGUCCACAGUGCCCGCCCCGUUUGGCUUCACGUGGGUUGAUAGUGGAAGAUUGAUUACAUCUCCGGGAUUUGCUGUGGAGGCAUAGCACGCAGGCGGACUGAGAUUUGCUCUCUUAACAGCUGGAAAAAGACAUUAUUAUCAUAUAUUUAAGUCAGUGUCUAAGUACUAUUUACUAAAUAAUAUUUAGACAUUUUACGGCCCCCUAAGUAGUCGUGCCAGACUUGGACUUGGGUGUCGUGGAGCUCCUGCGCAGUGUUCCGUGGAUGUGUGGAGGUAGCACGCCGGGGAGUGGGUUGGGUCGCCCGGGUGCCUGGCACACAUCCUCGGCGCUCAGACGCCAAAGGUGAGCGGAAGAAAAAACCCCACAAAGAAGGUGUAGUGCUUGCGGAGGACGUCGUACGAGUGGAAGGCACCGUGUGUGGAUUUGUCAAGACAAGCUGAGCGGGAUUCGUCUUCCUUUUUCCGGGUCUGGAGGAGCCGUCGUCCAAACAGGAAGAGCGGACAUCGCUGGGGUGGCUCAGCCGGGCAAGGCACGAUGGCAACCGGUGUGCUCCUCGUCGCCUUCACGCUGCUUGCAGGUGCCGCCGUGGCCCAGAGAGUGGUGACGGUGCAGAGCGGGCCGCUCGUCCGGACCGAGGGCUCCCAUGUGACCAUCUGGUGCAACGUGACGGGCUACAAAGACGGUGUGGAGCAGGACUUCGAGUGGUCAAUGUACCUGGCGUCCGCAGCGGACCGGGAGAUCCGCAUCGUGAGCACGGCCCAGCCCAACUACGCCUACGCCGUCUACGCCCAGAGGGUGAACAGCAAAGAUAUCUACGUGGAGAGGCUGAGUCGUGACUCGGCCUUGCUGCACAUCACCAAGGUGCAGGCCAAGGACCAGGGCCUGUUUGAGUGUUACACGCCCAACACGGACGGCCGCUACCUGGGCUCCUACAGUGCACGCACCAACCUCACCGUUAUUGCUGACUCCCUCACAGUAACUGCUCCAGCCCAGACUCUUUCCAAAGUGGAAGGCGACACACUACAACUCACCUGUGAAGUGUCCAGGACCACAAUGCAACACACACACUUGUCAGUGGGUUGGUAUCUGAAAGCCCCGGAUGACACAACAGCACCCCCACAGGAGCUGCUCACCCUGUCGAAGGACUUUGUUUUACGGUCUGGGGGUCCGUACCGGCAGAGGAUGGCAGCGGGGGACCUCAGGCUGGACAAAACCAGUGCCACCUCCUAUCGACUGACCAUCCACAAGCUGCAGCCGGUGGACCAGGGCCUGCUCUACUGCCAGGCGGCCGAGUGGAUCCAGGACAGCGAUGGCAGCUGGUUUGCCAUGACCCGCAAGCAGAGCGACAAGACUCAGCUCCGCGUUCAGCCCACUGAUCGUGACUUCAGCAUCCAGGUGAGCACGGAGCGACGGUCCUUCACGGCCGGUGAGCCGCUGGAACUCCGCUGUGCCAUCGAGGCGCAGAACGUCCCCGAGCGCUUCUUCUCGGUGUCGUGGGUCUUCAGCAGCUCACCGGUGGCCGUGGUGGGCCCCGGUGCCGUGCCCGUCCUGGGCCCCGACUACGUGGCCCGCGAAGCCGCCGGCCACAUGACCGUGCGCAAGGAGAGCGUCAACGUGCACCUGCUCAAGCUGCAGCAUCUGCGCACCGAAGACGCCGGCAAAUACAUCUGUCGCGUGACGGAGCGGGAAAAGACGCCCACGGGAGACUUUAUCGACCGCAGCAAGAGGUCCCGCAAUGUUCAGAUCACGGUGCAGCCGCUCAAGAGCAACAUCACCGUGUUGUUAUCAAGCAACUCUUCCGAGGUCCUGGAGGGCAACAUGGUGCAAAUGACUUGCUUGGUCCACUCCACUACAGGCCCACUGUCUGUGGUCUGGCAGGUGACUGACAAGCAGGGAGACGGUCUGGCCCUGGAGCUAGCCUCUUUGGAUCGGGAUGGCACCGUGCGGCACAGCGACGCCUACAAAGAGCGCGCCAGCUACGGCGAUAUACGUGUGGAGAGGCUGGGGGCUGACACGUUCAUGCUCUCCGUGUACAACGCCUUGCCUGACGAUGAGGGCUUGUACGUCUGCACUGUGACAGAGUGGUUUAAAACGGGAACUGAACCGGAGCAUACCUGGGGGAAGAUUGGAGAGAAGUCUGCCACGGAGACUAUCACAGUCAAAACUGUUGAGUCCUCCUUCAUGGUGUCAGCCUCGUCACGGACCCCGUCUGUAACCUUCGGCGACUCCUUCGAGCUCCUGUGCUUGGUCAAACCCCGCCACAACCCUCGCGUCCCCACCUCCGUCACGUGGCGCUUCAUACCGGCUGGCAUGGAGGCGUCCGACGAGGGCGAGUUCAAGGAGCUGGUGACUUUCACCCGAGAGGGCACGCUGAAGUGGGGGGAGCAGCUGCUGGGACUGGGAACCCGUACCACCGUGGACCGCUCUCACUCCAACACCAACUUUUGGCUGUCGGUGACACGGGCGGGACGUCGCGAGGCCGGCAAGUACCAGUGCACCGCUGUCCUGUGGAGGAAGAACUACGACAACAGCUGGAGCAGAGUGGCCAACCGCACUUCCAACCUGCUCGGAAUCAGCGUCCUGCAACCAGAAAGUAACCUGCGAGUGCAAAAGACCAACCAGUCCCUGGUCCACCUGGAGGACAGCCGGGUCAGGAUCAAUUGCUCCAUCAGCUCCCAGACCGCUCAGGACUCCCAGCAUGCCGUGCUGUGGUACGUGAGACGAGCCGCAGGGUCGGAGGCCGACGAGCUCCUGCUGAGGAUCGAGCGAUCGGGCGCCCUGGAGUACGGCACGUACGCCGACGAGGAGAGGCUGCGGCGGCGCGUGCAGGCGGAGAGGCUGUCGCCCCGCCUGUACGCUCUGACGCUGAACAGGGCGGAGAGCAGUGACUCUGGCACCUAUUACUGCCUGGUGGAGGAGUGGCUGAGUGACCCAGAUGGAGCCUGGUACCGCCUCUCACGGGACACGUCCGGCUUCACCGAGGUUCUGGUGAGACAGCCAGAGGCGCGGCUGCAGGUGGAGGAGGCGGAGUCAAACGUGACGGUGUCAGAGUGGGGGUCCAUCAGACUGGGCUGCAGCAUCCCCUCCCAGUCCUCCCGAGACUCUCGCUUCUCCGUGUCCUGGUACGUGGAGCGCUCCCAGGACCAGUACGAGGAGCUGCAGCCGGGCCAAGAAGAGGAAGAAGAAGAAGGAGGAGGAGGAGGAGGCCAGCGCGAGUGCGUCUUCUCCAUCGGACACGACGCCAUUUUCGGCAACGGCAAUUGCAGCCCCCGAGAGGAGGCGGGGCCUAACUCCCGGCUGCAGUUUGAGAGGACGACGUCGGAGCAGUACAGUCUGACCAUCCAGGAAGCUCGGCCCACGGACGCCGGGCGCUACUACUGCCACGUGGAGGAGUGGCUGCUCAACCCUCGCAAGGCCUGGUACCGCCUGGCCACCAACAACUCUGGCAUCAUCUCUGUCAGCGUGCUGCAGCAAGCAGAGUCCAGCGUGAAAUCGGUGGUUUGCUCCAACGCCGCGCUCUUCUACUUCGUCUUCUUCUACCCCUUCCCCAUCUUCGCCAUCCUCCUCAUCGCCCUGCUGCUGGUGCGCUUCAAGGGCCGUGGCAGCAGCAAGAGCCAAGAGGGCAAGAACGGCGCCCCCCUGCUGUGGAUUAAGGAGCCGCACCUCAGCUACUCGCCCACCUGUUUGGACCCGCCCGCGCUCAGCCUGCACCCGGGGUCUGUGGACUAGGUGGGCGGGGCCACGCGUCGGGUCGACACCAGGAGCACCCGGACUCCACUGCUUCCUGUGUGUGUGUGUGUGUGUGUGUGUGUGUGUGUGUGUGUGUUUGUACGAGUGUGUGUGUGUGUGUGUGUACGACUCCUUUUUUUUUUUUUUUUUUUAGAUUUCCCUGAAUAUUGGUCUAUUUUUCAAAAAGGACUACGAAGAGAAGGAACUCAGGCAUUGGUUGGAUGCCCCCGCCCAAAUAAAAGUCUCCACCGUCCAGUCCAAGAGCACCCACUAUGUUGGUUGCCAUGGUGACGCCCCCGAGGAGCCCACUGACUCCGCGGCCGAUGACUUGGCAGCUUUGCAUAGGAACAAAGAAAAGGUCCACCUGUUCCCACUAAGAGUUUGGCCCACAGAAGAAGUUCCUGCAGCGCCGCUUCCACACUGCCAGACCCACUCACACGUCUGCUGCCUUUUUUUACUUUGCCGUCCUCCUCAUUUCCACAAAAGAUGAGAGCGUUGUAGAAAAAACAAAAAAAACGUUUUAAUUGCUGGAGAGUCGACUGAAAUUCAAAUCUCUCACAUUUCUUUUCAUGUAUUGCCUUUUUUAUCUAUAAAAGAGAACUUUUUAGGAAGAUGUGUAAAAUAGCUAAGCGGGCCCACAUCGGUAUCAGUAUCAGUGAUACCACACUUUUGGCUGUAUCGCCCUCCACUACUCUAAAUGUUACUGAAUCCACUCAGUGCGCAUCUAAGUGGAACUAAGAAGUGUGUUUGUGACGACCGAGGAUAUCAAGCAGGAAAAGGUGCUAACAACCAUAGAACGUGAAAUGAAGUAGGAAGUGAUAUUUAGGUCUACAAAAGUAGAAUAGUUAGAAGCGCCGUCGUUUUUUGUGUGUGAUGAGACUCGCCUCCCAAGCGCGCGCUUUUAUUUGGAACACACUUUUAUUUACCUUUUUUUUUAAUGCUAUGUUGAGUUUUUCCUGUGCCAAGGCGUGGUUAUUCCCACACGUGUAAAAGUUGGACCUCCUGCUGGGACGGAACGUUGCAAAGUGACAUGAUGAGGAGAAGUGUGUUUGAAGACGACCUGCGUGUAGAUACUGUAAUGUAGUCACGCACACGCGCUAUAGCACGAGUGCUAGUGCGAGUACGUGGCUGCGAGCAAGUGUUUGUUUUAAGAAGAGGUUUUUUUUGUUUCUAUUUAUUCUUUUAUACUUCUUGUUUGUUUUUCUUACGUUGCCUGGCAACAGGCCCGAGCAGAUUGUUGUUGGAUUGAGUGGAAAAAAAAAAAAGUACUGUGGCUUCACGUGGAACGUUUGGAAAAGACAAAUAAAAAAGGUUCUGCUUGGUAUUUUUGUGGCGCUGCUCCUCCUCCACUAGAUUUUUUUUUUUUUUUUUUUACAUGUAUUUUUGAUAUAUUUAGAUUUUUGAUUCUGAUCAAAGGCAGAAGAUGUGAAAGAUUUGUCUGACCUGGCCUAGAAAGCAGGAGACAGGGCAUUCACUGCCAGACUGGACCUCACUGAGGAGAAGAGAAAGACAACAUAGUCAACACGUGUUCUGCAUGACAGGAGACAUGUUGGAUGUUUUGGAACUGGCUGUGUGACAGGUGCUACUCUUCCUGACACCCUCUGAAGGCCCCGCCCCCUCCCUUCGUUAUCCACCAACUGCAAACAUGUGACUGCGUGAUGCGAUGUUGCCGGUAUCGCCUUUGUCUUCCGCAAAGGAGAUACAUGCUUUUCAUCCCAAACAUUUUGUAUAAACGUAAUCUCACAAGUGCAAGAAUUUAGUAGGACAUCAUUGUAAAAGUGUGGCACAUUACCCACACACACAUGCUAAGUGCUAACCAUACAGCUCCAUAAACAAAGUUCAAUACCUAAGUACCAAUACCAAGGUUCCCCAUGAUGGUAUUGACUUUUAUAUUAGAAUAGUGAUAUUGUGACACACGGUAGCCUUGAACUAUUUUACCUUUUUUCUCUGAGUUGUUAGAAUCAAUUUAAAUUUAAUUUGACAACUGAAACUGGUUGUGUAUUAUCAGUAUUAGUAUAUAUAUG